Mesorhabditis belari is the source of this 1260-nucleotide messenger RNA. NCBI's taxonomy places the organism in Eukaryota, Metazoa, Nematoda, Chromadorea, Rhabditida, Rhabditidae. The record is from the annotation of a GenBank genome assembly.
AUGCUUCGUCGUUUGUCGGUGAAAUCGCAAACGCCCGGGCAAAUCUUCAAGCGUUUCCUUGAUUUUAUCCACUCCAGCAUGUGGGAUAUACCAAUUUCGACGUUUAUCGAGCAGAAAUCGUUGAUGUUCGAUCGCGAGAAUGGUGACCCAACACAGCACGAGCCGAUUCACAAAGAGUACGCCGAUCUCGUCGACGCGCUUAUCGGGUGUUUUUGCGAUGAUUUGGGGAUUACUGGCUCUCAAUUCGCCGAAGCGCUCAGCGCAAUCGAAAAGGAGCAACUCAACGCGAAGACAAGGGCCACUUUGGAGCCGGUGAUGGCCGCGCAAGACAUCGACGUUUUUGUGCCAAUGAUGUGCAAGAAAAACAUCGAAUUACAGCUACAAGCACUGCAAAUGAUCGAGUUUAUGUGUGGCCUUUUGCCUUCAAUGUUAUCGAUGGAGGAGGUAGAGGAAAUUCGAAAGAAGCACGAUUUGUCAACGGAUGAAAUGGAUCACAUCUUGCUUGUGGCCGUGAUUAGGAAAUCAAAGGAGGAAUACGAUGAGGCAGGGAAACGAGAGCUUGACGCAGAUCUAGAGGCAAUCAAACGUUUCGGCGAAGAGGAGAGGAAGCGAUUGGAAGAGGCACAACGACUCGCCGACGAGGCAAAACGCUUGGCGAUCACCGAUUCCGGAAGAGAACAAGCCAGUCCUUCAACGAUAGCACCAACUACAACAACAAAGAGUCCGGAAAAGGCAAAUGAUACUCCCUCAAAGCCUUCAGCUUCCGCAACGGCACUCGCCAAAAAACCACCGAAACCCGAAAAGACAGAAAAGACUGAAAAAACCGAGAAAGUCGACUCAUUGAGUGAAUCGAUGAAAGCGAAGCUCACAAUCGGUCCGCUGAAGAAGCCCAUCGAGAAACAGGAAUAUAAAAGAGAGCAAAGCGGCGGAGGGGAAAACGAGGAAACGAGUGAGGUGCAAAAAUCGAGAACGCCCGCUGAUAUCAAUGCUCUUCUCCAAGAACCAUUUCGGAUAGGCACCGCUGACUUGGCGGCUCGAGCCGAAUACCUCCGCAUGCAACGCGAUCAGAUCAUCAAGAAGAAGCGCGAGGAACGCGAGAGGAAAUUGCAACUAGAAGAAGCUGGAAUGACGGGUGAACGGCCGCGGACAGCGCGCGCGGCAAGGGACGCGCUGAACGGAGAGACGAGCACAGGGAAGAUUGAUGAGGAUGUGAUCAAAGCGCGAAAAACGCUUGCCGAGAAGCUCAAAAGUCAAAUGCUU